AUGUCAACGUACAAGGACUCUCCUCUCGUCAACCCUCAACACAAGCAAUUAUUUUCAAAUUCUCUUCAACCAAAUGUUUCACCAUUAGGACAACAAUCUCAAAAUCCAACAAUGCUUUUACAACCACCUCUUCCAUCUAUCAUUACAACCAAUAAUACUAACAACACCAAUAACACUCACAUUCAACCAAUCAUAUCCUCCACCAACUCUGGAAAUUCAAUAUUUUCUAAUAACAAUACGGGAAGACAAAAUAUUCCAAGUUCUAGAUUGUCACCAGUUCAAACAUCUGGGAUUGCCAAUAACAACAAUACCAACAACAAUAAUACUACUAAUGUUACAAAUCGUUAUCAACAAAAUCCUACCCCACAUCAGUCACCGCGUCAAUCAAAUACAACAAUAAAUUUACCACACAAUAUUCUUGCCAAUUUAGAUCAUUCUGCAUUAUCACCACGUGACUAUACAGAUGAAGAAAUUAUAGAGAGACAAGGAGAAAUAGGUCUAAUACCUUAUAAUAGAGGUCAUAAGUUGAAAAAUAGAGCAGAUUUAAUAGAUGACAAAUCAAGAUUAAAAGCACCAUAUGAUAUUUAUCAAGACAUUGAAUAUAUCGACACGCCAAAUAAUCAAAGGUGUCCUAUAAUCCACAGGUUUCCCAGAAAUUCUAUUUUGAAAGCAGUCGAGUAUUAUGAUGACACAGAAUUCAACCCUUAUAAAGAUAUUAAUGUUGGAGAAAUUCUUGGGCCAUUAGUGAAAUUAGAAGAUGUUAUUAAGAAACCACAUUAUAAAAGGAUUUUAAAUGACAAUUCAUUAACACACUGUGCUGAUUUCUUAAUGGAAAGAAUUGAAACUGAGAAAAAUUUCAACAAUAUAAUUAGUAGAUUGAUGACUGUGUUGCAAGGUGAUGAAUACUGA
Entrophospora sp. SA101 is the source of this 909-nucleotide messenger RNA. The record is from the annotation of a GenBank genome assembly. Lineage: Eukaryota; Fungi; Glomeromycota; Glomeromycetes; Entrophosporales; Entrophosporaceae.